This is a messenger RNA of Globicephala melas (long-finned pilot whale), 3618 nucleotides long. RefSeq names its product R3H domain and coiled-coil containing 1 like (gene R3HCC1L). NCBI's taxonomy places the organism in Eukaryota, Metazoa, Chordata, Mammalia, Artiodactyla, Delphinidae. The record is from RefSeq and is a predicted model, not a curated record.
GUCCUUGUCCUUCCCUCUCGCCGCACCCCAGGCUGGGGCUCGUUGCUUCCACUUCUCUCUCCACACUUGGCACAAGCUUUCUUUCCCCUUUGUUUGUUAUCGGUGUUUUUCUCAAGUGAGGCGUGGGGCCGGCCCCCUCCUGGGGCGGAGGUUACUGGGAAGCUCCCGUCCUUCGACCCCAGCGGGCCCUGGGUUGCUGGGGACCCUCUCAAGGCCCUUUUUACUUCCCAGGGCUGCGUGCUCGCUUGGGGCCCUCUCCCCAGUUACUGUCUGCGGAGGGGCCGUUCCUUUCCUGGUUUCAACAGGUGAGGCCGCUAUCUGUCAGAAGGGAACUUUUUGUACCAUUUGCCUCAGACACGGUCUAUCUGCACGUUCUAGAGUUUUAUUAUUCAAAAAAUAAAUGUCACUUAUUUGUUGGUUCUGGUAACUGACUUCUGAAGAAAUAUGGAACCAACCAAUCCCGUAGAGCAACCAAUCUUCACGUAUAAAGGUAGCUGGGAUGUUUCCAUUUAGACCUUUUUGGAUUGAGGGGGUGCCAUGCAGCGAGAAGCAGAGAGAUGCAGAGUUCGAGUCAGGAGGCCUGACAUGGCACUUUAUGUACCCAAAGCUCGAAGGGGCAUAGUAGUGCACAAAUCAGGUGAUGAGGGAAAAAGCUGUGGUCCACCUAACUCCGUGGUAAAAGAAGAACAAAAGGAAGAUUCUUUCUCUCAAAAGGGGAUCAUUAGAGACAAGCGUGAGGCUCAAAGACUAAGUAUUAAUCCAGAUAAAAAGGAACACAAUCAUAGGGAAGGAAAGAAAUCUUCAACAAAAUUUAAGAAAGAUGUGUGGCUUCAAGAAAGAAAUAAAGAUAGUGUUUGUACUAAGAGGGCAACCACAGAAUCCAAAAAAGUAUUAUCCCAAGGACAUCAGCAAAGAGUCCCAAAUCCUGGGAUUAUACCUAUCAUACCUUUACAAAGACAUUUUAAACCAAAGAAGGUAGAGUGUUUGGAGGUUGAAACCAGAGAUGUGACAGAACAGGAUGGGUUGCUUCAAUCUCAGUCUUGUUCAGAAAUCAGUAAGGCUCAGGUUCCAAACAAACCAUUCCAAAAUGUGGAAUUCUGUGAUUUCAAUAGGCAUGAACUAAAUGGGGAAACAUUUGAAGAUAGAAAUUUGGAAAGCAGAAUGGAAACUGAUGCCAGGGUUGCAGAGAUACUAUCCCAAUUUCCUGGAGAUUUUAGUUCUGUGGUGAAACCUGAGAGUAUGAUUGCACCAGUAAAACCAAGCUCUGAUUCUGGAAUUGUACAACAAGGCAUGCAGACAUCGGGUGGAAUGCUGAAGCGCAGCAACGGAGGCAUCACCACUGAUUCUGUUCCUGGAAGUCCAGUUGGUAUCAUUGAUCAGACUUGCAUAGACUUGGAUGCUGAGAAUGUUGGUGAUACAGCCAACAGUACAGAUUUCAUCUUGGGUCAGAAAGGUAUAGAUUCCAUUCCUGAGACUAUGGGUCACAUCUCUCAUCAGAUGACUACAGUCAGCAAAUUAGAGAGCAUAAAUGGCAUUUUUGAUCCAACAAUGAUUAGAGAGUGUGAGGAGAAUGACAGCACUGCUGAUGAGUUAUGUGUAAAGUGUGAAUCUUCUGAUACAGCUGUCCUUGCUCAUGAAACAUAUACAAAUAAUGGAUCUAAGAGUGUAGGUGACAUUACCAAUAAGACAUGUAUGAUGGACAUUACAGAUAUCAUAUCUGAUCAAAUAACUGUAGUUGCUGUUAGAGUAGCUCAUGAGGCCUGUAGCAACACAAGUAGUUUUUCAGACUAUUUCGAAAUAAGUGCAGAUACAUCCCCUCUUCAUGUAGCUAAAAGGGGGAAUGACACUGAACAUUUCAGCAACCUGACUGCUUGCUCAGAUAUUUAUGCUGAGAGUGUUUCAUCUAGUUUCACAGAGUCAACAGGAAAGUUGAUAGAGAGCUUGUCAGAUUGUGCUUCCUCCUUACCUGUAAAGAAGAUUGCUGGUAGUAAUUGUAACACUUUUUUGGACUCUGAACUCAGUAUGUUAAGUGGGACAAAAGUAUUUUCAGACAGUGCUUUGGGCAGUGAUCAAGAUUGUACUGGUGAUAUAACAGAGGCAUUGCAUGAACUUAAAACUGCUGAAGAGUUCAAAACAAAAGAAGAAGAUGGCUCAGAGACUACAGAAUUUGGUGUAACCUUUCCUGAUAUAGAAUCAGUGUCUGUGGAAACAUCCAUGGAAUCGAAAGCAACUGAUAUGUCUCACACAGAAGCAAGUGCUGCUACUGAGGAGAGCUGGGAGUCUAUGUUUAAUGAUGAUGGUGACUGCCUGGACCCACGUCUUCUACAAGAGUUAUCAGGGAAUAUGAAGAAUAGAGAAAGCAUCCAAGAACCUAUAUUUGAUUAUUACAACCAUGAAGUUCCUGAUAUUGACCUCAGUGAUUGUGAAUUCCCACAUGUCAUUGAAAUUUAUGACUUCCCCCAAGAAUUUCGUACUGAAGAUCUUCUACGGAUUUUCUGCACUUAUCAAAAGAAAGGAUUUGAUAUUAAAUGGGUGGAUGAUACACACGCCCUAGGAGUAUUCUCCAGUCCGAUUACAGCUCGUGAUGCUCUGGGUAGUAAACAUACCAUGGUGAAGAUCCGGCCCUUGUCGCAGGCUACGAGAGCAGCCAAGGCCAAAGCUAGAGCUUAUGCUGAGUUUCUCCAGCCAGCAAAGGAGCGUCCUGAGACUUCAGCAGCCCUAGCCAGAAGGUUAGUCAUCAGUGCCCUUGGGGUUCGAAGUAAGCAGAGCAAAACCGAACGGGAAGCAGAACUUAAGAAACUGCAAGAAGCCCGCGAGAGAAAACAAUUGGAAGCCAAGCAACGGGAAGACAUCUGGGAAGGCAGAGACCAGUCUGCAGUUUGAACAUCAUUUGAUGACAGGGAUAAUUCCAGGAAUUCAGAAAAUAUUUCCAGUCUUCAGAGGAUUUUUCCAGAGCUCUGUGUACAUGCAGAUGUGCAUGUUAACGAAAGAAAGAGAUAAGCGAUCAAGACAAGGGCUGAUGAGGUAUAGGAGGAAGACAGACUCCUGUUUGUCUUCACUCCUAAAUGCAGUUCUUUGGAACUGCCUUAACUGUGUUGGACGUGGAAGGAAGCCAUCAGCUAGGAAGAAACUUGGAAGAUGUGACUUCCAAGAGUCCUCUGGACAGGGCAAGUCACACUUCCAAGAUGUUUUAAGCAAAUGCAAAACAGAGGAUUCAAACCUGUGAUGAUGGGAGAUUAAGGCACCGCAAAGGCAGGGUGUUCCUUAGUACCUCACAAAGCUGAGAACAGCAGUAUUGCAGGGGGCGGGUGAGGUGGGCGGUCAGAGGGGAGGGAGCUGUUAGUACAAGGAGAUGGAACGGUAUCUGGAGUGCUUGGUAUUCACAGAAUCUGCACUGCCGGUUCCAGAACCCCAAAGUUGGUGAACUGCAGCAGGUGUAGGUAUUUGGACUCCAGAGCUUGUACUAAGCUGAGUGCCUGGGGCUGCUCCAGCCGCAUGGCAGCCUGGGGCGUGCCCGCUUCAUUCCUUACAGGAAGCCGGUCUUGGGAGCUGUGUGCCAGUUCCAGUUUAAGCAGUACUAUCACGUUGAAAGAGAAAGACAUUAAAGCCCAUUUUAUG